AUGCAUGAAGAUGACUGGCGAUGGCACUUCUAUGAUACAGUCAAAGGUUCGGAUUGGUUGGGCGAUCAGGAUUCAAUCCAAUACCUUACUCGCGAAGCACCCAACUGUGUUUUCGAGCUGGAGAACAUGGGAAUGCCUUUCUCCCGAACUCAAGACGGCAAAAUUUAUCAGAGGUCCUUUGGUGGAGGCACGAUCAAGAACGGAAAGGAGGUAGCCAAAAGAACGUGUUGUGUGGCUGAUAGGACCGGGCAUGCCCUGCUGCACACUCUGUAUGGUUACUGCACCCAAUACCAGAACAUUAAUUUCUUUAACGAAUACUUCGUACUGGACCUUCUAGUUCAAGAUGGUGAGGUGGUCGGUGCUCUUGCGAUGGAUAUGGAUGAUAGUAGUCUUCAUAGGUUCCAGGCGAAGAACACUGUCGUCACAACUGGCGGGUACCCAAGGAUGUACUUCUCCUGCACCGCGGCGCAUACAUGCACGGGAGAUGGUUGCGCCAUGGCCUCCAGAGCUGGCAUACCCUUACAAGACUUGGAAUUUAUACAGUUCCAUCCCACCGGCAUGUACGGCUCCGGAUGUCUGAUGACUGAGGGCUGUCGUGGGGAAGGUGGUUACAUUAUAAACAGCCAGGGUGAGCGCUUUAUGGAGAAGUACGCACCCAAAGCCAAGGACCUCGCCAGUAGGGACGUGGUCUCAAGAUCUAUGGCUACGGAAAUACGUCAAGGUCGCGGCGUAGGCCCAAAAAAAGACCAUCUGUACUUGCAACUUCAUCACCUUAGCCCCGAGGUAAUAAGAGAACGACUGCCUGGCAUCUCGGAAACCGCGUUUAUCUUUACCGGAGUUGACGUUUACACCCAGCCAGUGCCGAUCCUGCCAACAGUCCAUUACACCAUGGGGGGAAUCCCAAUCAACUAUAAAGGAGAGGCUCUUAUAUACAAUCAAUGCGACUCUGUUAUCCCCGGACUGCAUGCUGCUGGCGAGGCAGUCAGCAACUGUCACGGUGCCAACCGGCUUGGGGCCAACUCCAUUCUGGAUGUCGUCGUGUUUGGCACGGCCAUCGGCAAGAAUAUUGGACAGCUGCAUAAGCCUGGUGAAAAGCAGCCGGAACUUAGAGACAAUUUAUGCGAUGGAACUCUGGACAAUCUGGACAAGGUGAAAAACUCCAAGGGUUGCGUGAAGCCUCACGAACUACGCGAAAGCAUGCGCACUACCAUGCAGAACAAGUGUGGCGUUUUCAGGGAGGCCAAGUUGCUGAAUGAGGCUAACGUAGAGAUUCAGAAAUGGUACAAGGCGUUCGAGCAGAUCCACGUGACAGAUACGCGGCUUAACUGGAAUACUGAUCUGAUAGAAACGCUGGAGCUGCAAAAUAUGCUGCAGACUGCAGUACAAGUUGUCGCCUGCGCCCUUAACAGGACAGAGAGCAGAGGCGCCCAUUUCAGAGACGACUUCCCUAAGAGAAUCGACGAGAUGGAUUACAGUAAGCCGACCAAUGACCAGACACCUAAGCCAAUCGAACAGCACUGGAGAAAACACAGCCUCUCAACAGUAGACCUGAGCACCGGCAAAGUGACCAUCACGUACCGGCCCGUCAUCGACAAGACGCUGGAUGACGAGAUCCAAACCAUUCCACCUAUACCAAGGGUUUAUUAA
This is a messenger RNA of Parnassius apollo (apollo), 1647 nucleotides long. The record is from the annotation of a GenBank genome assembly. NCBI's taxonomy places the organism in Eukaryota, Metazoa, Arthropoda, Insecta, Lepidoptera, Papilionidae.